AUGAAAUUCUUAAUAGAUGAUUUGCCAGUGAUAUUUCCAUAUCCAAAAAUAUAUCCAGAGCAAUAUGCGUACAUGUGUGAUAUUAAGAGAACCUUGGAUAUUGGGGGUAAUUGUAUACUUGAGAUGCCUUCAGGAACUGGUAAAACAAUUUCAUUGCUUUCUUUGACAGUUUCCUACCAAAUGUUUUAUCCAGAACAUAGAAAGAUUAUUUAUUGUUCUCGUACCAUGUCAGAAAUUGAAAAGGCUCUUAUAGAGUUAACCAAAUUAAUGGACUUUAGAACAAAAGAGUUAGGCGUUAAAGAAAACUUUAGAGGUCUGGGGUUAACCAGUCGUAAAAACCUUUGUCUUCACCCUAUUUCACAGGAGAGAAAGGGUAUCGUAGUAGAUGAAAAAUGCAGAAGGAUGACAAAUGGACAACUCAGUCUUCAAGUUGCCAAAGGAGAAGCUGAUAAAGAUCAACUAUGCUCGUUCCAUGAAAAAAUGAAUGACUUAGAUUCGCACGAGUACAUUCCCAUCGGUGUUUAUUCAUUUGAAGAGCUCAUAAAAUAUUGCAAAGGAGUAGGCAUUUGUCCGUAUUUUACGGUUCGUCGUAUGAUGUCAUUUUGCAACAUAAUUAUUUAUUCCUAUCACUAUUUAUUAGAUCCCAAAAUAGCUCAGAGAGUUUCGAAGGAACUUUCUAAAGAAAGUAUCGUUAUAUUUGACGAGGCACACAACAUAGAUAAUGUUUGCAUAGAAAGUUUAUCCUUGGAUUUAACAAAUGAUACACUUAAGAAAGCUUCCAGAGGAGUAAACAGUCUUUCCAAAAAGGUUGAUGAAAUCAAAAGAAUUGAUAGCAAAAAAUUGCAAGAUGAGUACGAGAGAUUGGUGGAGGGACUAAGGGCAACAGAAUCUUCCCGUAACGAGGAACUGAUCAUGGCUAAUCCUAUAUUACCGGAUGACAUAUUAACCGAGUCUAUUCCUGGAAAUAUUCGAAGAGGUGAGCAUUUUGUCAUGUUUUUAAAGCGGUUUAUUGAAUAUCUUAAAACACGUAUGAAAGUGUUACAUGUAAUUUCAGAAACACCGGCGUCAUUUUUGCAGCACUUAAAGCUUUUAACGUUCAUUGAAAGGAAGCCACUAAGAUUUUGUGCCGAACGUCUUGCUCUAUUAGUGAAAACGUUAGAACUAACUGAAAUUGAGGAGUUCAUAGCAUUGAAAGAUAUUGCAACGUUUGCAACAUUAGUCUCAACAUAUGAGACCGGGUUUCAACUCAUUUUAGAACCUUACGAGACUGAGAAUGCUUCGGGACCGAAUCCAAUACUGCAUUUUACAUGCUUGGAUGCCUCUAUAGCGAUAAAACCAAUCUUCGACCGUUUUUCCUCUGUUAUUAUAACAUCAGGAACUAUUUCCCCCUUGGAUAUGUAUCCCAAAAUGUUGAAGUUUGAUACUGUUAUACAAGAGUCUUACACCAUGACUCUGAGUAGACGAUCCUUUCUUCCGCUGAUUGUAACCAAAGGGUCAGAUCAGGUGUCCAUCUCUUCUAGAUUUGAGAUUCGUAACGAUCCCAGUGUUGUUCGAAACUACGGUACGUUGCUAAUCGAAUUUAGUAAGAUCACGCCAGAUGGGUUGGUUGUUUUCUUCCCUUCAUAUUUGUACAUGGAGAGUAUCAUUUCGAUGUGGCAAAAUAUGGGCAUCUUAGACGAAGUAUGGAAGUACAAAUUGAUACUGGUGGAGACUCCUGAUUCACAGGAAACCAGUUUAGGACUUGAAACAUACCGUAAAGCAUGUUCAAAUGGAAGAGGAGCUGUUCUAUUAUCUGUUGCCAGAGGAAAGGUUAGCGAAGGUAUAGACUUCGACCAUCAUUUUGGAAGAACUGUUUUGAUGAUUGGUAUACCAUUUCAAUAUACAGAGUCGAGAAUUUUAAAAGCUCGAUUAGAAUAUUUAAGGGAUCAUCAUCAGAUAAAAGAGAACGAGUUUUUAUCUUUCGACGCAAUGAGACACGCUGCUCAGUGUUUGGGAAGAGUACUGAGAGGCAAAGACGAUUACGGAAUUAUGGUUUUAGCGGACCGAAGGUUCUCUCGCAAAAGAAAUCAGUUACCAAAAUGGAUUGCUCAAAAUCUGUUAGACGCUGACACAAACUUGUCAACAGAUAUGGCGAUUGCCAAUGCAAAAAAGUUCUUGCGAACUUUGGCACAGCCAUCUAAUCCAAAGGACCAAGAAGGGGUAUCUGUAUGGAAUGCUGAACAGCUAAAAGAUCAUCAAAAAUUACAAACAAAGAACGUAGAAGCAGAAAUGGAGUUGGAUUACUUGAAUGAUGAUGAACUGGAGUUAGCAUUCGAGAAAUGA
Messenger RNA from Komagataella phaffii GS115, 2322 nucleotides. Its product is annotated as 5' to 3' DNA helicase, involved in nucleotide excision repair and transcription. The record is from RefSeq and is a predicted model, not a curated record. Gene Ontology annotation, cellular component: nucleus. Gene Ontology annotation, molecular function: hydrolase activity, acting on acid anhydrides, in phosphorus-containing anhydrides; DNA helicase activity; ATP binding. Lineage: Eukaryota; Fungi; Ascomycota; Pichiomycetes; Pichiales; Pichiaceae. The transcript has a single exon. The coding region runs from base 1 to 2322 and encodes 773 amino acids. Gene Ontology annotation, biological process: transcription by RNA polymerase II; nucleotide-excision repair; positive regulation of mitotic recombination.